CAGUUCUAACUACCUAGCAUGAACUCAUCUCCUUUUAGUUCUGGAACCAACAAAUAUUCUAGUAGUUUCAGCCUAUUAGAAUGAGAGAGAGAGAGAGAGAGAGAGAGAGAGAGAGAGAGAGACGUGUAGAAAAGGUAGAACCGGUACCGUAAUCUGGAAGAAGAAAUGGUUUCAGCUCUGGCUUCGCUCCACGCUCUUCCUUUUGGGUCUUGGCAAGCCCUCCCAUCAUGGAGAAUAAAUAUGCCAUUCCAUCAUCCUUCCUUCUCUAUGCUGACAAGAACGUGCCGGAGGCCGCCGGAGCCUCUCCGAGCCACAGCUGCUGGCCCACCCAAGCCUCCUUCCUUCCGGAACGACGAUUCUCUGUCAGGUUUUGAAGCAGCUUUUUCCAAGAUUCAGGAUAGGGUCCGGAUAUUCCUUGCUGUUCUCUUCUGGAUGUCAUUGUUUUUCUGGAGCAGCACCUGGGAUGGACGAGAUGGUAUCAGAAAGAACAAGGGUCCCAAAUUCCCAAAGUGAAACUUACAUUAUAUUGCAUAAAAAUGGAAACUUGUAGAUUAUUAUAAGGCAGAAUAUAUAUAUAUAUAUACAUAUAUAAUAAACAUAGCUGUGAGUUUAUGUAGUUUGAUCAUUACAUUUGGUA
Molecule: messenger RNA, 637 nt
Organism: Dioscorea cayenensis subsp. rotundata (Guinea yam)
Lineage: Eukaryota; Viridiplantae; Streptophyta; Magnoliopsida; Dioscoreales; Dioscoreaceae
Exons: 2
Coding region: 166-513 (115 amino acids)
Source: RefSeq, a predicted model, not a curated record